This is a messenger RNA of Rhizophagus irregularis DAOM 181602=DAOM 197198, 717 nucleotides long. NCBI's taxonomy places the organism in Eukaryota, Fungi, Glomeromycota, Glomeromycetes, Glomerales, Glomeraceae. The record is from RefSeq and is a predicted model, not a curated record.
AUGAGGCUAGCUUCUCACCCAUCUAUAAUUCAUUUUUAUGGAGUCACGGAAUUAGAAGACGAAAAAAAUUAUUCGCUUGUUCUUGAAUAUGCAGACGGCGGAACAUUAGAAAAAUAUUUAAGUGACAAUGUUAAGACUAAAAUUAAAUGGGAAAUCCAGUUAAAGUUUGCCAAAGAAAUUGCAUGGGCGGUUUUGUGGUUGCAUGAUAGUGACAUUAUACACGGAGAACUUCAUCCCAAAAAUAUCUUAAUUCAUCAAACCACUUUAGGAGUAGUAUAUUGGGAAUUAACAAGUUGUUCAUCGCCUUUUGAUUUUAAGAAUAAAUUUGAUCGAAAUCAAAUUACGUUAAUUAUCCUUGGAAUUAUUGAUGGUGAAAGAGAAAUUCCUAUCCCGAACACAAAUAAAUGUUGGCAACACGAACCACAAAAAAGGCCAGAUAUUAAUGAAGUAAUUUUGGAACUUGACAAUAUUCAUCUCAUUGAUUCCGAGAACAAUAACGAAUCAAGUCAUUCAGAACUCAAUGAAAGUAAAAUUAUAGAGGAACUAGAAAAUGAACAUUCUGACUUGGCAAGUUAUAAUUAUUGUGAUAUAAAUUUUGAUAAAGAUAAUGAAUCAAAUUGUUUGGAUCCUGAACAUUUUGACUUAUCAAGUUUCGAUUAUUGUGACAUAGAUAAAUAUCAGUUGCCGACGAAGAUUAUAUCUUACGCAAAAACUUAG